CAGGAACUAUUCCUAAUAAUUUGGGAAAUCUUCGUGAGCUGCAAUAUCUGUUCCUACAUCAUAAUCAACUUACCACUGAACCAAGAGACCAUGAGUUGCAAUUCUUCAAUUCUUUAGUGGACUGUAGGAUGUUGGGAUAUCUAGAAGUGGGUAACAAUCCAUUGAAUGGUGUUCUGCCCAAUUCUAUUGGGAAUCUUUCAUCUACUAUCAAAGACUUACAUAUAUCAGAUGCACACAUCAAUGGCCUAAUCCCCCCAGGUAUAGGCAACAUGAGUGGUCUAACAGAACUAACCUUUGAAGGAAACAACUUGGUGGGAAGUAUUCCUUCUGAAAUUGGUAAGCUUAAACAACUCCAAGGACUGUUUCUAACUAACAAUAAAUUGCAGGGACAUAUUACAGAGGUGGUAUGUCAUUUAUCUAAUUUGGUUAAAUUAAGUCUAGCUGGUAAUGAGCUAUUGGGGUUAAUUCCAGCAUGUAUAGGAAAUCUUAGCAUGCUACAACAACUUCAUUUGGAUUCUAAUAGAUUUUCAACAAAAUUUCCCUUGAGUCUUUGGAAAAUGAGAGGUCUUCUCAUUCUAAACGCGUCACAAAAUUCUAUAGAAGGAGAAGUUCCACAGGAUAUUGGAGAACUGAAGGCCAUUGUAGAACUAUAUCUUUCUGGUAACCACUUUUCGGGCAUGUUACCAAGCAGAUUGGGGGAACUCCAGAAUCUGCAAUCUCUUGACCUAUCGAACAAUUCAUUUUUUGGCCAAAUUCCAUUAUCCUUUGCCAACUUGAUAAGCUUGGAAUUCAUGGAUUUGUCCUUAAAUGCCUUGUCAGGUACUAUUCCUAAGUCUUUGGAAAAGCUCUCAUACCUAAAACGCAUUAAUGUUUCAUUUAAUGAUUUAGAAGGUGAAAUGCCCAGUGGUGGUGUGUUUGCAAAUUCCACUCUGCGAUCAUUUCUUGGGAACAAAGGUCUAUGUGGAAUGCACAAAUUAGAGGUUCCUGCUUGCCCUAUCAAUAAUCCUGGGAAACAAUCAAAGUCUAAGGAGCUUGUGCUAAAAAUUAUUAUUCCAGUGGUUAUGUCAUCCUCUCUGAUAUUCUUGUUGGUUUCAAUUUGGAUAAUGAAACGAAAGAAGAAAGGAAAGUCUAAAGAUGUCGAAAAGGUUUGGGAGAUCAAUACUUAUCAAUUGAUUUCUUAUCAUGAGAUUCAACGAGCAACAAAUUAUUUUGAUGGAUCAAAUUUAAUUGGUGCGGGAAGUUCUGGCUCUGUGUACAAAGGCACAUUAUCUAGCGGAACUGUGGUGGCCAUAAAGGUUUUGGAUUUGGAAAAUGAGCAAGUAUGCAGGAGGUUUGAUGCCGAAAGCGAAGUGAUGAGAAAUGUUAGACACAGAAAUCUUGUUCCUGUAAUUACUACUUGUUCUAGUGACUAUAUAAGGGCCUUUGUUCUUCAAUUUAUGUCCAAUGGAAGUCUUGAGAAUUGGUUGUACAAAGAAGAAUCCCACUUGAACCUCCUUCAAAGAGUUGCCAUAAUGCUUGAUGUGGCUGUGGCAAUUGAAUAUCUACAUCAUGGUCAUAACACUCCGAUAAUUCAUUGCGACCUAAAGCCGGCAAACAUUCUUUUGGAUGAAGAUAUGGUUGCGCAUGUUGGUGAUUUUGGAAUCUCUAAGAUUUUAGCCAUAAGCAAGUCCAUGGCACAUACUGAGACAUUGGGCACUCUUGGAUACAUUGCACCAGAAUAUGGCUUGGAGGGAAUAGUGUCCACUAGUGGUGAUGUUUAUAGUUACGGCAUCAUGUUGAUGGAGGUUUUGACCAAAAGAAGGCCAACCGAUGAAGAGAUAUGUAAUGAAAAUCUUGACUUGAGGAAAUGGAUAACUCAAUCAUUUUCAGGGGCUAUGAUGGACGUUGUAGAUGGCAAUCUUUUUCCUGAGGAAGGACAAAUCACUUCUAAAAGUGAAAUCUGCAUAGCCUCAAUGGUCGAAUUGGCUUUAGACUGCACAAAGGAAACGCCAGAAUCAAGAAUAACCAUGAAAGAUGUAGUCAAGAGGCUUAACAAAAUCAAGAUCACAUUUCUGGAAAGAUAGAAAGCAUCUCUUUCGAUGAUGUUCUUUCUGAGCUGCAAGUUAAUAUGAUGCUUUUCGUUCACCUAGUUUUUGCAGUAAAGACAACUGUACUCCUUGGAGUCUUGUAAUUUUAUAACUGCACUAUUUUAUUCUAUCUGCAAGCUUGGAAACA
This is a messenger RNA of Capsicum annuum, 2214 nucleotides long. Its product is annotated as receptor kinase-like protein Xa21. The record is from RefSeq and is a predicted model, not a curated record. Gene Ontology annotation, cellular component: plasma membrane. NCBI's taxonomy places the organism in Eukaryota, Viridiplantae, Streptophyta, Magnoliopsida, Solanales, Solanaceae. Gene Ontology annotation, molecular function: ATP binding; protein kinase activity; protein binding. Gene Ontology annotation, biological process: protein phosphorylation.